GAUGUGAUGUGUUUUACUUUAUUGAAGUAGGGAGCAGCUUGRUAAUCCGCCGGAGAAUCUAAACAACCAACACUUUAAUGAUGUAGUUUACAAAGAGUUUCUACGGGAUAUUCUCGUUUAUGCUUUUGUUGACUGUAAAGGUUAGACUUCUACAAUGUCUUYCGUGCAGUCACUGUAAUUAUAGCUCUCUCUGGACAGUGUCCUGCAGAAGAGCCACUUUGCUCUGCCCCCAGGCCUCAGCAGCUAGUGGAUCACUCCACAGAGCAAUGCCUCCCUUGUGUCACUGGCAUGGAGAGAUGCAGGUUCACUUGCCCUGCGUAGGGGCUUAUCUAGGGCUAAGCUAGGGGGACGGACAAAUAGCAAAGCCAGCCUCAAUCCAGCCAGCCGGUCUAAGGGCACAGGGAGCCAUCUGUCCCUUCUCUGAGCAAUAACUGACAACAAAGGGGGUCAAACUUUUAACGAGGACUGUAAAACUAGAGGACUAUUCAUUCUGGAGUGACAAAGAAGAGAGGAAGAGGAACAAAUAUUUAUACUAAAACAGCAGGUGUGGCAUGCCGGGCAAAGCGUUGUCUUCAUCUAUUGGUGUAGAGUGUUGUAUGAAGCUGAGUGUCUAGACCGUUGAUAAGUGUGAAUAUGUCUGAGAAGGAAGGUGGGGCCUCAGAGGGGGGGCUGAAUGUUACCCUCACUUUACGGCUUCUGAUGCAUGGGAAGGAGGUAGGCAGCAUAAUUGGAAAGAAAGGGGAAACCGUCAAAAAGAUGAGAGAGGAGAGUGGAGCUCGCAUCAACAUUUCGGAGGGAUCUUCUCCAGAGAGGAUUGUUACCAUCACGGGACCAACAGAGGGAAUCUUCAAAGCUUUCUCUAUGAUCGCUGAGAAGUUUGAGGAGGACAUUACAGCUGCAAUGACAAACAGCACGGUAACAAGCCAUCCUCCAGUGACACUCCGCCUUGUGUUCCCAGGGAGUCAGUGUGGCUCCUUGAUAGGCAAAGGAGGCUCCAAGAUCAAGGAGAUCAGAGAGACCACAGGUGCUCAGGUGCAGGUUGCAGGGGACAUGCUGCCYGAAUCCACCGAGAGAGCUGUCACUAUCUCAGGCACUCCUCAGGCCAUCACGCAGUGUGUCAAACACAUCUGCUCUGUCAUUCUGGAAUCACCGCCCAAAGGACCAACUAUCCCAUAUCGCCCCAAGACCAUGCCAGGAGCCGGCCAUCCAGUAUUUCAACAACAACAACAACAACAACAUGCUUCACAAGCCUUCACAAUUCAAGGACAGUAUGCAUUUCCACAUCAAGAUUUGACCAAGCUUCACCAGUUGGCUAUGCAGCAUAUCCCCCUCCCUUCCCUUGGGCAAAGCAACCCUACCUUCCCUGGAAUGGAGGCCCCUGUCCCCACAAGUUCUCAGGAGCUGGCAAUACCCAAUGAUUUUAUUGGCAGCAUAAUUGGCAGACAAGGCAGCAAGAUCAAUGAGAUUCGCCAGGUGUCAGGAGCUCACAUCAAGAUAGCCAGUGCCACGGACGGAUCGCCCAUGCGCCAAGUCACAAUCAUAGGCUCUCCUACCAGCAUCAGUGUGGCACACUACCUCAUCAAUGUCAGCUUAGAGAUGGCUAAAUACACCAUGCAGGCUGCUUCCUCUGCGUCGUCUGUUGACCUCAGCAAUAUGAGCUUCUCUCAGUCUGCUCCCACUGUCUCCACACCCACCUCUAUGGCUGUCAUGGCCGCCGCCACCCAAGUCCCUGGCACCAUUAACAUGCACUCCCCCUCCACCUUACAGUCCAUCCCCACCCAGCACUAUGCUGUCCCCGUUUCUAGUCUGCUUGGCAUGAAAACGCUCCCUAUGCUGGCUAUGCACCCAGCAGCUGCCUCAGGGCUCCCGCAAGGUCUAUCCCCUUACACCACUAAGAUUCCUACUGCUGGCAUGAAAAAACCUGAGCGCCAGAAGUUUGCCCCAUAUUGACAUAUGGGAUAAGAAUUGAAUUCCCCUUCCCAAAACAAGUUUGGGGUCAGUACUGCAUAACACUUGUUCCCUGUUGCAAAGCUUGAUUAAGAUAUAUUGACUGUAUGCAUAGGCCUCAUGCCCGUAGGGGGGACAGGGGUGUGUUCCCCCCUCAGAUUUGUCUUGUUGAAAAAUAUUUUUGUUGUUGUUUCUCAUAAUACUACUAGCCACCUAGCAAUUUUACGAAGUUGGCUUCAGGUAGCACAGAUAGGUUCCCAAUCUUCCACCAACAUUACUAGCUACCAAGAAGCCAUUUCAGGAUAUAAAUAAAGUUAGAGUAGCUAGUUGGCAAGGUUGCCUGCUCACAUUCAUUUCAAUCUUUUAUCAAGACUUUAGCAGAGCUGCAGAAAAGCAUAUACGAGGUAUGCUGAGAUAUGCAGAAAAAUAAACAUAUUUUUGGCAUAUAAUUAAGCAUAAUGAUUAUUCUCUAGAUGGCAGGAAAAAGCUUUCAGCUGUUUGACAAACACACAUACACACACUGUAGUGUAACAGUAUUGUUUGCAACUGUAAGUAAAGCUAAAUACCUACUUGUGUAUCUGAACAUACAUAACAAUACACAGGCAUUUCUCAAGCUUACAAGUAUGUGAUGCACAGAAACAGCUGAUCCUUCCAGCAGAACAGUUUUUUCGGGUAUUAUGUACUGUAUUUUGUUUUGAAUCGCUGUAAAUAGUUGGCCAAUGAUGUUGUUAGGAAAAGGUCAGUUCCAAACAGGAAUUGACACUGUGCCAGCUGCUGACCAUUGGUAGGGUAACUGUUUGGUGACACUUUACUUGACACCCAGUGUCAUAACAUGUUAUGACACGGCCAUAACCAUGUCAUAAUAUGUCCUAACAGC
Molecule: messenger RNA, 2824 nt
Organism: Salvelinus sp. IW2-2015
Lineage: Eukaryota; Metazoa; Chordata; Actinopteri; Salmoniformes; Salmonidae
Product: poly(rC)-binding protein 3
Biological process (GO): regulation of gene expression; regulation of RNA metabolic process
Cellular component (GO): nucleus; cytoplasm
Molecular function (GO): mRNA binding
Source: RefSeq, a predicted model, not a curated record